AAAAGUUAGAUAGUUUUUAAAAAAGUUAGUUAGUUAGAUAGUUUUGCGAAUUAUUUUAUUCAGUAAAACACUCCCAUGUUGUGGCAAACUAUGGCAAGGGAAAUGUUCAUGAUUGUAUCUAAAAUGUGGAAGGAUUAUGAGAUCCAAUUUAUUGAAGCCUUGUGAAAAACGACCUUAAGCUGCGGUCCUGCAAACUUGUGGAUCAUCUGUUACUGAAAUCAGUGCGUGUGCACGAGCUGUACGGGUUCGCGCCCAUGUGCUAGAUUCUGCGGAAUGCGCCCUGGUGCUCGCGCUUGACUCUGAGCCCGAGAGAAACUCUUUUUGAGUUUUAUCAUGGAUAUAGAUACAUUUUGAGACGACAACAACAACUAUUAAAACUAUUUCAGCAUUUCCAUAUAAUAAAAACAGUUUUGUUUGUAAGCUUUUAACAUUUUGGAUAAAAUGUCCAGACGCACGGCCCGGGAGCGACAGGAGAGCGAUGAUGACUCGGACACAGACCUGCUGCUCGCGGCGCUUUCGCCGGAGGAAGUGGAGAAGCUCGAGCGUGAACUCGUUUAUAUCGACCCCGACCCGACAGUACCUGUGGGACUCCGCCAGAGGAACCAGACGGACAAACUCCCGUCCAGAGGAUAUGACAGAGAAGCGAUGCUAGACUACUGCGAGCGCCAAACCAAGAAACUGAUCCGGAGAGAACUGAGCGCAGAGGGAGGGGAUGGAAGAAGGAGAGAGCGACUUCGCCGGAUGAGGAGCAGAGAGUUUUCCAGAUCACAGAGCGGCGAUCCUCCGGACACAGAGAGCAGAAAUGCUGAAAGUGAAAAAGAUAAGGAGAGAACGAGAAAAUGGGAGGAUGACUCUAAAGAUUUAUCUGAUGAGGGAAAGAAUAAACGGGAGGAAAAGAGAACAGGUGAUAAGAUGGAAAGUGGCAAAGAACUUUCUAGGAAAGAGAAAGGUGGCAGCAAAACUCUAGACCUCAUCUCCAAACUGCAAGAGAAACAAGAGGAGAAGAAAGACAGAGGGAGGAAGGAUGACAAGAAAGUGAACGAAAACUCCAAAAUACGAGGGGUUGUCUCCAAACUUCAGGGGAAUAAAGUGACUGAGGAAAAAAAGGACAAAAAGACGGACGUCAAACAGCAAGAUGGAAGCAGAACUAAAGCUUCAGAGGUACCCAAAAACAACAAAGCAGGACGAGUAAACUUAAUAGAUGCAGAAAAAGACGACAAAAACAGCAGAUUUAGUACAGUUGAAGAAACAAGUUUGGAUAAAACCAGACCUCAAAAGGAGAGAGAACAAGUGAAAGCACCAGAAAACAGCAAGGCCAAGAUUUUUACCAGUUCUUUCCAUGAAAGCUCAGGGAACUGUCAUGGAGCGGACACCUGUUCACUUACUACUGAGGAGGAUGAGUCUUAUAGUGAAGAUCUGGACAGUGACACUGGCUCCAGCAUGUUUGACGAUCUUCUAGAGCAGGUUCGCAGUGACGAUCCUGAACUAACUGAGGUCAACGUCAACAAUUCAGAUGCCAUUAAAACAGAUACCCUGAUUCAGUUUGCAGAGGGUCUUCGCAGUAACACUCACAUCAAAACCUUCUGCCUUGCAAACACAAGAGCGGAUGAUCAUGUCGCAUUCGCCAUCGCUAAAACAUUGCGAGAAAACUCAACCCUGACCGGCAUCAACCUCGACUCUAAUCAUCUGACAGGCAAGGGCAUCCUGGCCAUCAUCAACUCUCUUCAACACAACAGCGCACUGAUGGAGCUGAGGUUUCAUAACCAGAGACACAUCUGCGGAGGGAAGACUGAGAUGGAGAUGGCCAAAGUCUUACGUGACAACUCUUCCCUGCUGAAGUUGGGAUAUCACUUUGAGUUAGCCGGGCCGAGGAUGGCCAUGACAAACAUCUUGAGCCGAAACAUGGACAGGAAACGGCAGCAGCGAUUAGAAGCGCAAAAACUCGCCGGACAUGAGAUCAACUCCACUGCACGUGAAGAAAAUAAGAGCUCAACUAAUAAAGCUAACUCAAAAACAUUGUCCACUCCAAAGAAAGACUCUAAAUUUGCUUCCCUAUCAAAAUUCACCUCUGCUCAAGAAAAUUCCAAAGCUUCGCCGACAAAGCCACUGUCUAAACUCCUCACCACUGAGGUAACAGGAAGCAAAAAAGGUGCAACAGGAUGUGGGCAAGCCCCUCCUCCUCCUCCCCCUCCUCCAGGUCCAGCAUUAGAUGUUCAGGCACUAAGGAGGUCUUUGACCCCAGUCUCUCAGAGGAAACCAGAUGGCAGUACAGCUGUCCGACAGACAGACAGGAGCUCCAGAGAUCAGCUCCUGGACUCUAUCAGAAACUGCAGCAUGAAUGCUCUCAAGAAGGUUGAGAUUCCCAAGCGGUUGAGAUAACAUCUGUCCAGUGCACGUGUGUCUGAUUCAGAUUCACCUGCAGUCUUCCAGAGCUCUGUUAUGAUGGAGGAGUCACUGAAUCGUCAAGAUGAGAUCCCUUCUCUACAUGCUCAGACAUUCAGACACUUUAGACACAUGAUAUGUAAACAUCUGAGGUGUGAGGCUUUACCAUAUUAGUGUGAUUAUCCCUGGACUGAUAGGAAAUGUCAAAGGCCAAAUCAAAAAAAAAACUUUUUUUGGAAUGGGUAAUUGAAAUAUAAUAGCCAUUUCAUUUUAGAAUUCUGGCAUACUUUAAGAUACUUUUAUCUUCUACGAUGUGUCUUGUAGCAUCUCCACUCAUCAAUUUGCAAAUAUCAUGCCAUAACAUUUUCAGCUGAAGGUUCAUGAUCUCAUGCUUUCUGCAGCACAUCUUUAAUCAGUUAAAUGUUGCAUUAAACAGAAAUGUCAGUCAGUGUAUUUAAAUGCAUUAAUGAAUUAUAGUGUAUGCAGAGAAUAAAGCAAAAAAUCUCACAUUUUUGAGCAACAUUUAUUAUGUAUCCUGCAAAUCAAGUUUAUGUGUGAUACAUUAAAAAUGUCACUUUAGAACUAUGUUGAUUGUAAAAAUGGAAAUUGCCUUAGACUUGAUCCAUCUUUAAUGUUACAGUAGUUCAAUAAACCUCAACAAACAACCAGACACAAUGGGUUUUGAGUUUUAAUUAGAGUACAGGGGCUUAUAGGGUUAAAAUCUCUACAUAAGCUCGAAUCAACACAUGAAAUGGCGUUUGUUGUUGUUGUUUACUCUGCAAUGCAUAAGACAUUUCUGACUUACGGGGACUUACAGUGUCAAUCAAAAAACAGGCGCAAUUCGUGAACCUCACCUACAGAUGGCGAAAGAGGAACAGGUGGACACACUACUUUUACCAUGUUGCCAAUGUCAUGUGUCCUUCACUGCUAAUCACAAAAGUGUCAAAGAGAUGCGCACUUCAAAGUCUCGCUGGAAGACGUAAAGAUAAAGUACUUUGAUUUUUUUUUGUCAUGUACUGUUUUCGUGGACUAUAGCAGCACAGUUUGUGAGUAAUUUCUCUAUAGGAGUAGACGAUUGAUCUGUAUCAGGUGUUCCAGUAGGUCUAUGUUUCAGUGCUAAAAAAAAAAAAAAAAAGGAAAAAACUGAAGUUAGAAUACGUCAAUUUACAGCAACACAAUAUAUAUGGCUUUGUAAUGAAUGGAUGAAUGAACGAACAAUGCAGAUAUCAGCAAUCAAAGUAUUUACAUAAAGAUAAAUAAACAACUAUUGUUUUCAUUGCAAGGAAGUAAUAAAUUGGAUGUCUUCUGGCUUAUUUUAUCUCUCUUUGUGCUAUAAGCUUGUAUAAUCAAAUAUCUUUUUGUAAAACUCAGUUACAGAAGGUGUCAUCACCACUUCUGUUCUGACCAUUUCCUUCCUGACUUAUAACGUGCAGUUGAUAGACAUGGCAGUCCCGCUGCUAAUCUGUGAUUGGUUUGUUUAUUCGAAAGUAGAGGUCUCUCUCUCCCUUCACUUACAAUUGUGUAAUUUUAUAGUAAAGAGAAUGUCUUGCUUGAAUAGGACGUGAGACUACAGAGAGAAUGAAGCCCCAUCUAAGUUUUAUGUCUCUUCUUGCAGGUAAAUAUGAUUAAUUUUCCUUCUUGAUUUAUAAUCGUGAAUCCUGUAAGGUAAACGUGUGUGUGUUAAAAUAUGUGAACUUUUAGUGACCUUUGAAGAGAAAUAUUCUCAAGAUCUAUAAUAGCACUUUUAACUUGUAAUAAAGCAUUAAAUCAUGUUUACAUCAGAUGUAUAUUUGUUUCUGUCUUGCCUGAACUAUACGAUAAUUCAAGGAAGAGGGUCUCUUCAAUAUUUACAGUUUAACAGAUCUUUUUAAAAAUGUUUUUGUGUGAAAGAUUUGUCAGUUUAACACAUAUUGAGUUCAUCAAAGUUUUACUGUGUUUUAUUUCUAGUUUUGACUGAAGUGUUGAUGAAGUCUGGAGAUGUGUAUGUCGGAAGAGAAGGUGGAGAGGUGGAGAUCAGAUGUUCAUAUCCAGAUAAACACAUUUAUACAUCCAAGUACUUCUGCCGUGAACCCUGUAAAAAUGUUUUGAUUAAAACUGAAAAAGUUGAUCAGGUCUUCACAACUGAAAGAUACUCUUUGUUUAGUAGUGUGAAUGAACGGUUCUUUACUGUAACCAUCAGAAAGCUCAGACUCACAGACACUGGUGUUUAUUACUGUGGAAUUGAUCAAUGGUUCUAUGACAAACUGAUGAAGGUUCAUUUGACUGUCACUCCAGGUGGGUAAUUAAUAUGAUAUGAUAUACAGACACUAUUGGCUUUUAUUUUUAAAUAAUUCCACAUAGCUUCACACAACAUUUUUAUAAUCUUAAAUUUCCUGUUUUGUUUCAGCAGCUCCUGUGAGCAGACCUUCACACACCACUGAAAACACACUUAUAACAUCUAACACUCAUACAACAACACUCACAUCUACAGGUAGAUAUACAUUCAGUAAACCAGUCAUCUCUUUUAAAACAGCUUGUAAAAUCGCUAACUUUUUUUUUCUUUUCUUUCACUUUUCAUCUCUUAGAUGGUGUUAAUACAGAUGAGCCGUCCUCACUAACAACCCAGACAACCAAACAUAUAUCAAACGUUGAAGAAACCCUUGGUGGAGUGCCUGUGGUUUGUGCAGUUGUUAUUGCGCUGCUGGGGUUUUGUGUUGUUGUGGCCUUAGCCUAUCUAUGCAGGAAAAGGUCAGAUAUGAAAUCUAGAUUUUUGCAGCCUCCAGUCACUGGAAUUCCUGCUUCAACAGAUCCAAACCAGACUGCAGAUGGUGUCUAUCACAUCUAUGAUGAAAUGGUGAUAGACAGUUCAUCUGUAAUAUAUUCCACUGUGCAGCACUGUGAUCCUGCAGCUCAGGAUGAUGCAAACACUCUGUAUUCACUCAUCACUCCUCACACAGCAUAAAUGACAAUUCUCUCUAAGAGGUCACUCUUGCAAGUUUCUAGUAUUUUUUAUGACCCGUGUGGUCAAUGUGCAAAAACUGAGAAGAAUGCCAGCUACCAUCCUGCUGAGGACACGUGGGUCAAGUUGUGAAACAGCUGUUAUUGUGUUAAAUUAAUUUUGCGCCUUUCUUUGUGUAAAAUACAGCAUGCUCUUUCUGUCACCAUUCAACCAUGCAUCAAGGACAUCAAUUUAACCUUCUAUAAACUCAAAGUUAAGACAAAAACUUUGCAUCGCAAUCUUCAUCUGAACUCAACUUGCUUUAUCGUUCAAUAAACAACCCUGUUUUCUACUACC
This is a messenger RNA of Danio rerio (zebrafish), 5656 nucleotides long. Lineage: Eukaryota; Metazoa; Chordata; Actinopteri; Cypriniformes; Danionidae. The record is from RefSeq and is a predicted model, not a curated record.